CUUCCCAAUCAACAUAUGCAAAGCUAGGGCAAACCUGGAAUUUCACUCCACUUUUCAUAAAAAAUAAGGCAUCAAAAAAUGUCUUAAAACCCAUAAAACCAGAUAAGGAAAAUCCAACAAAAAAAGGGUAGGGAAGAGCUUGCGUGGGCAGCAUGAAAGCCACGCUUUCCACUUUACAAAUUUACCACUCUUAUCUUCUCAACUCUGCUUUUCCAUUCGUUUCUGUUCCUUAUUGCACAAAGCAGCAGCUGUUAGCAAAGGAGAAAGCAGAAGAAAGCACAGCAAAUAGCAAAUGGCCCUUCAGGCUCCCACAAAAUCCUUAAGACCAGCUUCUCCAAUUGCUCCUACAGGCAAUGUCGGACUUCGGGCACCCUUUGAUAGUUUUGCUUUGAAAUCAGCUUUCUUUUCUCCAUCACUCCACCUCUUGCUUCCUUCUCGUCAGCAGCUUCCCACUGCUACUACUGCACCAAGGAUUUACAUGCGUGUGGCCUCCAAGCAAGCCUAUAUUUGCCGUGAUUGCGGGUAUAUAUAUAAUGAGAGGACUCCCUUUGAGAAAGCACCUGAUAGUUAUUUUUGUCCUGUUUGUGGUGCUCCUAAGAGGAGAUUCAGGCCAUAUCAACCUGCAGUGGCAAGAAAUGCUAAUGACACAGAUGUUAGAAAGGCACGAAAAGAACAAAUGAAAAGAGACGAAGCUGUUGGGAGGGCAUUGCCUAUUGCCAUUGUGGUUGGAAUCGCAGCACUUGCUGGUUUAUACUUUUACCUCAACAAUUACAUCGUAGGCUGAAUGAAAGCCAGUAAUUCUGUG
This is a messenger RNA of Durio zibethinus, 805 nucleotides long. RefSeq lists its product as uncharacterized. Gene Ontology annotation, molecular function: iron ion binding. The record is from RefSeq and is a predicted model, not a curated record. Lineage: Eukaryota; Viridiplantae; Streptophyta; Magnoliopsida; Malvales; Malvaceae.